CAUUGAGAUAAGAAUCGACGAUAAAGGUCGAGGAAUAAAAAGGGGGGGAGGGGGGGAGAGGAAAAAAAGGAAGAGAAAUUUUUAAUUUUCUUUUCUUUUUUUCUUUUUUUUCUCCCCUUUGAAACGCGUCAACGUGACGGAACUGAAUAAAUAAACGAUACUCGAAGAGGAGUAGAGCGGUAUCGAAACCGAAACAUCACAUUUUGUUUGAUGACUCCCCGUAGGUUCUUGCCAUUUAAUUCGUCCUCACGAGUAACGUCCUCCUUCGUUCGUCUAGAAAAAAAAAAAAAAAAAAAAAAGAGAAAGAAAAAGAAAAAGGAUAAAAAUUGGAAAAUAUACGUCGACGAAGGAAGAUGAGAUCGGCGGGGACGACGACAAGCAGUCAAUUAUAUCACGGAAAAAAAAUCGUUAUACGUGUAAUUACCGACAAUACCGUGCCACGAGAGGAUCCACGAUAAAAAGAAAAAAAGGAAAAGAAAAAAAAAAAUGUCGUUUAUCGUCGUUCCUCGACGUCGCGAAAAUUUUUCCUUUCCUAGUUUCCCUUCGUCUACUUCUUUUCCUUACCUUGUUCUUGAUGCAAGAUCGAGAAGAUCAAUCCGGAUCUCGUUGCAAGGAUCUCCCUCUUCUUUUAUCCAAUCCAAUCCAUUCAAUGGAUGGACGGAACGAAGGUCGAGGGAUUUUUUUUUUUUUUUUUUUCGUCAUAGACACCGUGCUGCUAGUCAAAAUUCGAUGUGCAUACUCGAACGAACGGGGAAUUCUGAGACAUAAGAUAUAAAUCUCGAUCGCAGGGAUACGAGAACAAUCCGAGAUGAUCCGAUGAUUUUUCUUCUCGAUCGUAUCUCCUCUACUUUCUUCCUCGAUGCCGUUCCCCGUGGCCGAUUUCUUCCGGCCUCGUGGCGCGAUCAUUCUCCCGUCUCUUUGUAUUGUGUAUGUUUCAAUUUCUUUUCGUACAUGUGGAAAACCGACUAACAGAGUAACAUUAAUUUAACACCAGUCAUUAUUAUAAUAUAAUUAUUAAUUAUUAUUACUUAUUUACGCUCUAUCAUUACGUACAUUCACGCAAUAAUUGUAUUGCCGCAAUAUACCGGGAAAACCGGUAAUGCUCUUAUAGUUGUAAACGAUAAUAAAUCAUAUUCGCAGCGUAAUCCCGAAUAAUCCAAUCCUCGUUUGAUUUUGAUUCAGGAGAACGUUAAUAUUUAAAACAAAGAAGAGGAAUAAACUUUUCCCACUUCCCCCCCCCCCUUAUUUCUUCCUACAGAAUAUGCUCGUUAUUAUAUCUAAAUCGCGGAAUAGUAAGUCUUACUUGAACGAAUGCAAAAGUAGAAUGAUCAAAAGUGAACGGAUGAAAAUUAACGUAAACUGACAGUAAAAACUUUACUUUCCUCGUUAACUUGUAAAUAUCGUGGAUGUAAAAUUACUUAAAAUGAAAGGAAAAUCAGUCAAAAGAAGAAAGAAAGAAAAAAAUAGCACGAUUUCAUUCCGUAACCUCGUAUUUUCCGUUCGAAGAGAAUCGAACAAGGAUUAGACAAGGUAGGUAAGAAAAUUACCGUUAACGAAUUAGAAUGGAAUGGAGCUGUGUGUCGCAAAUAAAAAUGUUAGACUAUAUUUCCUCUCGACCGGAUUCCUCUCGAUCCCAAUUGAAUCGAUGUUUCGACGCAAAGCAAUAAAUGAUUAAUUCUCCGAACAAUUCAAAAAAAAAAAAAAAAUAAAUAAAUAGAAAUGUCAUGAUCGACAAGAAUAGGAAAAGAAUUAAAGCUAUAAAUCAUCGAUCCAUCCACAAAGGAUCACAGAGUAGAAUUUAUUUAUUCCACUAACCUUCUAUCCAUUUACGAGGCCAUAAAUGUUCCCACGAGGUAUUGAAUGCCACACAGAAAUCCCGUAAGUCAAGCCCGUGGGGCAGGUCCAGUGAAAUUGUCGUUUUUCGCGUACGGAGCAACGGAGUCGGGAAGACUGGUUUGCACCAUGGGAUUAGUCAACGAGAAGACGUCGCGACGAGCGUAUAUCCCGGGCCUGAUUCAGGCCGACCAUGGCUGUCGACUUGAAGUCGAUUUUCCGUCUCGCGUUCGGUUUAUCGGUGAUCAUCGCCUCGAAUCGAGCCAUGGCUCGACCACAGCGCGCCGAUUUCGAAUUUUUGCCCGUGGGGGAGUAUAAUUGCUCGUCCUUGAGCAAGAACGAUUGGUCCUUUGAUAAGAAGAAUCGUGAAGCAAGAUUUACGGUAAAGGAUAUCGUAUACAACGAGACCAAGGAUCAUUUAAUAAUCGAUAAUGAAAUCAGAGGAUUUUCUUUCUCGAACAUCGUCGAUUCUGUGUUCACUGUGAUGGCUAACGGACUCGAUUCCAUCGUGACUAGUAUCAUCGGCACGGAGAAAAGUGGCAAACCUAAACCCAACAGAGUGAAUUACAAAAAUUAUCAAUUGAUCAGAUUGUUCCCCAGUACCCAAGGACACGUGAACGAGUUAAAAGAGCUAAAAGAGGCCGAGACCGAGGAUAUUAAAUUCUGGAGCGAACCGAUGUACAACAAAACAACCGACAUAGUCGUCGCUCCAGAUCUUGUCCCCGAAUUGAAAAUAUUCUUUAGAGACAAAGGAAUCGAUUUCAAAGUUUUGAUAACGAAUAUUCAGAAAACGAUAGCGAAUCAAAAUCCAAAAAUGUCGAAGGAACAACGGGAUGAUCUCGUCUCGAGCCAGGGACACAGUAUGACUUGGAAACGAUAUCAUCGAUAUGGAGAGAUCGUCAGAUACAUGGAAUAUCUAAAUCUAAAGUAUCCUAAACUGGUCGAAGUGAUAACGAUAGGCCACAGUUACGAGGGUCAACCCAUUAAAAUGGUCAAAAUUUCGAACGGGCGAAACAAGAAGAAUGGAUCCAAAUCGGCUGUCUGGAUAGACGCUGGUAUGCACGCGCGUGAAUGGAUCGGUUCCGCUGUGGCGACCUACAUCAUCAGCCAGUUAGUCGAGAAGAACUCGAGCUACGCUAAAUUGCUGGAGAAUUCAGACUGGAUGAUCUUACCUGUCGCGAAUCCGGACGGCUACGAGUACAGUCACACGAGUGACAGAUUGUGGAGGAAGACGAGGAGCAAUCACGAGGAGAAUCAAGACGACAGUCGAUACACCGAUUACAGCUUCUUUCAACUAUUGAACCAUUAUACGAAGUGGUUAUGGGGUAAGUGCGAGGGCGUCGACCCGAACAGGAAUUUUGGAUACCAUUGGGGCGAGGUGAAGGAGGGUGGGACCAGCCUGGACCCUUGCCACGAAACUUACGCCGGUCCACGAGCCUUCUCUGAGCCGGAAACCAAGGCGAUGGCCGAUUAUAUCUUGGCCAAUAAAAAGGAUAUCAGGAUUUAUCUGACGUUGCACUCUUAUUCGCAAAUGUGGCUCGUACCGUGGGGAUACACGUAUUCGAAACCGUCCGAUUAUACGGAAUUGAUGAACGUAGCUAAAAAAGCAAUAGGGGCGAUCUCGAAGGUGCACGGGACCGAUUAUCAACUCGGCCCAUCAGCCGAUUUGUUAUACCCAACCUCAGGUGCUUCUGACGAUUGGGCCAAGGGUGUAGCCGGUAUAAAAUAUGCUUACACGUUGGAACUUCGAGAUCGAGGAACGUACGGAUUUUUGCUUCCAGCAUCGCAAAUCGUGCCCACUGCUCGUGAAAUUUGGGCAGGGAUAAGAACGAUCGCUCGUUUGGUAACGUGAGAUCCGAGAAUGGCACUGAUCUCUCAUUUUCUGA
This is a messenger RNA of Apis dorsata (giant honeybee), 3719 nucleotides long. Its product is annotated as carboxypeptidase B-like. Lineage: Eukaryota; Metazoa; Arthropoda; Insecta; Hymenoptera; Apidae. The record is from RefSeq and is a predicted model, not a curated record. Bases 2027 to 3685 code for a protein of 552 amino acids. The transcript has 9 exons. Gene Ontology annotation, molecular function: metallocarboxypeptidase activity; zinc ion binding. Gene Ontology annotation, biological process: proteolysis.